ACGCGCGCGUUUGCGGCAGUAAGAGCGCGCAACCGGUGCGAGCGCCCGACCGAUGCAGCCCGCGCGUUCCCGCCAACCUGCGCCCGAACAAGUUCCAUACUUUUGCGACGAAAAAUUCCUGUAGCCCGGCCAGGAGGAAAAUCAAGCUGGCUAACAUCAUGACCGGAGUGAGGAUGGCGAAUCCGUGCGAGAGACGCGCUGUGGCGUGCGUGUUACUGGCAGUAACUGCUGUAGUCGCAGCCGCAUCCUACGACCGUGAGCGGCUGGAGAUCGCCAAGCAAAUCCUCGAGGAAGUGCCGCUUACUGACGGGCACAACGACUUACCGUGGAACAUCCGCAAGUUCCUGCGCAACCAGAUCAAUGAGUUCGAGCUGGACACCGACCUCAGGAGCGUGGAGCCAUGGUCCAUCUCCAGGUACUCCCAUACGGACCUGCCGCGCCUGCGCGAAGGCAUGGUCGGAGCACAGUUCUGGUCGGCGUUCGUACCAUGCGAAGCUCAAAACAAGGACGCUGUACAACUCACCCUAGAACAGAUUGACGUCAUUCGCCGCCUCAUCGACAAAUACCCGCAGCACCUGCAGCUAGCGACCUCUGUUACCGAUAUCCUGCAGGCGCACAGCGCGCGGCCGCGGCGAAUCGCGUCUCUCAUCGGGAUAGAGGGCGGGCACUCCAUCGCCAACUCACUGGGAGUCCUCCGCAGCUACUACCAGCUCGGAGUCCGAUACAUGACCCUCACGCACACCUGCAACACACCCUGGGCUGACUCGUCGGCCGAAGCACCCGUCGCGAAUGGACUCACCGAGUUUGGACAGAAAGUGGUGCGAGAGAUGAACCGGCUGGGGAUGUUGAUAGACCUGUCCCAUGUGGGGGAGAACACUACACGAGCCGCGAUCAAACUCUCCCGAGCACCUGUCAUCUUCAGCCACUCAUCCGUCUACAGCCUCUGCCCCCACAAUAGGAACGUCCCUGAUGACAUCAUCCAGUCUCUGAAGGAGAACGGCGGACUCAUUAUGGUUAACUUCUUCCCCGACUUUGUGAAGUGCGGUCCCAACGCGACCCUAUCCGACGUCGCCGAACAUUUCCACUACAUCAAGCGGUUGAUCGGCGCCGACUAUGUCGGUAUCGGCGGAGACUUCGAUGGUGUCAACAGGGUUCCGCGAGGUCUGGAGGAUGUGUCCAAGUACCCCGAGCUGUUCGCCGAGCUGCUCCGAAGCGGUCAGUGGAGCGUGCAGGAACUGAAGAACCUCGCCGGCCUCAACAUGAUGCGUGUCAUGCGCCAAGUCGAAAAGGUCCGUGACGAGAUGAGAACUAAUGGCGUGGAGCCGGAAGAACACCCUGACUCGCCUAACGACAACGGGAACUGCACCAGCAACGCUUUUGCCUUUCUUGAGGAAUUUGAGAAGGCAGCCUACGCGGCCCUGCUCAGUCGAACCGGGUAGAUAACUCGUGCUGUUUAGAAUUGAAUUAUUAAUGUAAUCAGUGUUGUAGAUGCCUAGUAUGUGUGCGAUGUGAACUAAGCACUUCUUCCUUCUGCGGCCGCGCGUCGCGCGUCAUGCGUUGUGACCGCUGUGCCGCGUCGCCGCGUCACUACCUCUCGUCCUCAUCGUCUCCGAGUGGCGCCAUCUAACGGUGAAAUGCAACUAAUACUACCUACCUAGUUCAAACAUACCUUCAACUUCCCACUUAAAUUAAUAUAAGUAUAUUUUUUAUGUAAAAAGUUGCAUUUACAUCAAACAGUGUGUUUCAAAAACGUAGGUAGAACCAUAAUGAACAAAUAAAAUUUGAAAAUAAAUAAGGAUGUAAUGGGAAAGCUUACUUAAGCAUUAAGAGAGAGUCAAGGUAAAUAUUACAAGAAACUAUUUUAUUUACUUACUAUUGUAAUAAUUAAAUAAAAUGAUAUAAAGAGUUGGAUAAGAAAGUAGGUAGCGAAUAAAUUUUAACAAUGUUUAAAAUAAUUAUUUCUCUUUUAAAUAGUUUUAUUAAAAUUUUGGGGGUUAUAAAAACGAAUUGAAGCCAUCGGAAGCCGUGUUGUUCUUCUUCUUUCGCUGCUUAAGGUAUCAUAGAGAUUAAUAUAGGAAUCAUUUAUAGUAGAACAUUAUAUUGCCGUAUGUACUUGAGUGUUGUAUGCAUAACCACGGAUAUCGUUCAAUAGCACUACUUGUAAAAUAGACGCACAAUAGUCGGUUUAGCUGGACUAUCCGCUUAAUGCCGCUCAGUUCGAUUGUUUAUUUGAAACAAUGUGCCAUGCGCAAAGUUAUAAUAAGUACUGUAAAUUAUUUUGUUAUCAAAAAGUGUAGCUUCGCCAUAUAUGGAUGCACGACAAUGCAAAACGGCCAGCUAAACUGAUUGCUGUGAUACAGUAGCGUAAGUCAUGUUUCCUACGUGUCAGUGUGUCCGACAGGUGGACAUAAUUAUGUUUAAUAGAGAAUCUGUAUUUUAUGACUCAAUGUAACUGUUUCGAAUAAAAUACAAGCUAUUGUGACUGAACACUAUAUACCCUUACGUCGUUCCCUACAUUUAUGUUUAAAACUAUAUUUUUUGUACGUAAUCAAGACUCGUUUCGUUAAAUGACAAUAUACCCUCCAAAUUUCGAGAGCACUCGAUCUCCCGGUUGAGCUGUGAAUCUUUUUACACGUUUAAAUAGAGUUGUAUAAUAUUAUUAUUAUGAUAUUGUGAAAUUUACUAUUUCUUAGUAAAAUUACGACUGAUAAAUUUUUGAACCUUUAUCGUGUAGCGUUCUUACGACGUGAGAGCUGGCUGUUAUUUUGUGAUUCGUUUUGAGUAAUAUUUUAAUGUAAUGUGAAUAUCUUCAACACAAGCGCACGCUCCCCUUGGGUGAUGAAUUCCACGCUUAUAUUCUGUUUUUAUUACAUUCUGUCGUUAUUUUAGUAUAACAAAUGUUCCGCUUACAAAUAUUAUACAUUAUUUUGUCAUGGAUAUAUUUUUGACGCGAUGUAUAAGGUGGGCUUCCGUCCAUUGCGAGUGGCAGUUGACUUUCGUAGCUCGUGACGAGAAACAUUAACGCACGCAUCUGUCGUGUCGUAUACGAUGAAAAGCGCGCCCCGCUUCUGAUGUAUGUCCCGAUGUUUCAAUGUAUGUCAAUGUCUAACUCGAACGACAAUCGAGCGAUUGUGCUUAUUAAGGUCAACAUACAGAUUAAAGGCAGUAACACGAAGAGUUAUGAAGCGAAAAGCGGGAGUUUACAUGUAUCCGUGCACUCGGAUUUCUGUGUGAACGGGUGCUACAAACUCAAACAUUAGGUAUAUUAGGUACGUUCCACUCCCAGAACUCUUCUCGCCUGUAUUUUUAUAGUUCAGUGAGUUACCUCUAAAAUCAUGUUAUUAUUAAAAAAGGAAGAAAAUAUAAUGUUAUCUGUCUGCCGCGGAAGUUCACCUUUAAUAAAAUAUGGACCUAAUAAGUAACUUAAUUUAAAAAACGAGGUUAGGUUUCUUUGUGGUGAUUUUGCGACGUAUAAUUACCCGUAUAAAGUAUGAAGAGCUUCUUUAGGAAUUUUAUUGUGCGCUUGUGUGUCGCGCGGUGCGUUGUUGUGCCUGUCCCGUUCCGACCCGCACCGCCCCCGCCCCCGUCCGCCUCAGCCCCACUGCCCCAGUCUCACUACCCCCGAUCUACUGCCCCAUUAUCCCACAAUCCCAGUGUAUUCCGCCCACAACGCGCCAAGCGACGUCUUUUUAAACAAUUUAUAUUAAGACACAACUUGAUAAAUAAACACUUGCUGUACAACAA
This is a messenger RNA of Pectinophora gossypiella (pink bollworm), 3744 nucleotides long. Its product is annotated as dipeptidase 1-like. The transcript is spliced from 14 exons. Bases 159 to 1439 code for a protein of 426 amino acids. The record is from RefSeq and is a predicted model, not a curated record. Gene Ontology annotation, biological process: proteolysis. Gene Ontology annotation, molecular function: metallodipeptidase activity. Lineage: Eukaryota; Metazoa; Arthropoda; Insecta; Lepidoptera; Gelechiidae.